Messenger RNA from Hypanus sabinus (Atlantic stingray), 1981 nucleotides. Its product is annotated as transmembrane protein 229B-like. The record is from RefSeq and is a predicted model, not a curated record. NCBI's taxonomy places the organism in Eukaryota, Metazoa, Chordata, Chondrichthyes, Myliobatiformes, Dasyatidae. The transcript is spliced from 3 exons. Bases 559 to 1074 code for a protein of 171 amino acids.
AUCGCGCAAUGUUUACGUUUCUGCCGGGGAGAGCGGGGCCGGGAGGAGGAGGAGGAGAAGGAGAAUCGGGAAGGAGCGGCGUCAGGGCUGAGCUCGGUCGGCCAGCCGUGCUCGCCGCUCACACCGAGUAAAGUGGCGAGCGCCCGCUCCCGAACGGGUGCCGAGCCGACCCGUCGAUGUCCCGAUCGGGUACGGGCUGAAAGUCGCUGCAGGUACAAGUUGAUUGACGUCGAAGGGAACCUCUGGCCCAUAUGAACAAGAGAAGGAGCAUUAGGAAUGAAAUUGAGAUCCCUGACUCGUCAGACCCCCCAUGUAAGGAAGGAGGGCACCAGCCCAGGUUCUCCACUGGACACUGGCCUCAUCAGCCACCUCAGACCCUACAAAACCAAUGUGGUAGUAAGUCAUCCUCGCUCUUGAGGGUUCACCUAUCAAGCUGAAGAGACAGUUGAGAACUUCCAUGGAUCUCCUUGGUUGCGCCUUACCAGUCUGAAAACAGACCAUUAAUCCUGAGGCUCUUGUUUCUGACAGGUCCACACGCAACGUAAAGAAAGUAAAAGGAUGGUGGGAGCGCUGGAACCCCUUGGUGCCCUUUCCCGCUGGUACCUGUAUGCCAUCCAUGGGUACUUCUGUGAGGUAAUGUUUACAGCUGCUUGGGAGUUUGUCAUCAAUUUUAACUGGAAGUUCCCAGGAGUUACCAGUGUGUGGGCUCUGUUCAUCUACGGCACAUGCAUCAUGGUGGUGGAGCGAAUGUACCUGUCUCUCAAAGACCGAUGCCCCAGUUUGGUGAGAUGCCUCAUCUACACCCUCUGGACCUACAUCUGGGAAUUCUCAACAGGAUACAUCCUGCGCCAGUUCAAUGCCUGCCCCUGGGAUUACUCCCAGUUCGACUAUGACUUCAUGGGAUUAGUUACACUGGAGUAUGCGGUCCCUUGGUUCUGCGCUUCCUUCAUUGUGGAAAAGCUGGUGAUCAGGAACACCCUGCGUCUGAGGUUUGAUGAAAAUGGGGAGCCACGGUCUCCUGGCAUUGCCCCGGCCACACUGUGGGACCACUUGAAGCUCAGGAAAGAAAAGUAGAGACCAAUCUGUAAUCCAUUUGAAGCUUUCCAGAAAUGGACGAAAGAAAACUGACAUUUAACAAGAGCUGUGUUUUUUUUGUACUACUUGUCAGAAAUAGCUUUUACAUUACAUUGCUCCUCUGUAUGAAUGAUUCUUUCCGUGUGGUGUCCACGCUUCCAGUGCAUGCACUGAUAUUGACAGGUACUUAAUCAUCGCACACCAUGGAUCAAGCCAGGAGAACAACAGAAAACCCAUUAUUUAUGCUAACUCAUUUCCUAAAAUCUCCCAUACCCCACUAACCAGUCUCUGCUCUGAAAAUUCACUCUGCCUUUACCUGAAUGGUUACUCUUACAAGAGAGUUAUGGACAUGGCUGCAAACAUGUGACUAGGUCACACAUAAUACCAUUUUAUUUCUUUACAUAAUGCACCCAGCUUGUUCCUGAGUAGAAUUGAGGGUGCACAUCAUUUGAUAUUUGGGUUGGAGCUCCCUCUGCAGACAACAUAAGAUAUGAUUAAAAAUGGGAUAUUAUGUAUGUUUGGAUCUUGGACUUGUGCCCAAUUGUUGUCUAAGGUUUCAACAUUUCUGCAUGCUGCAAUAAAACCCAUCAUGAUUCUGCUGGCAUGCUUUUUCUAGGAUUUGCACUUAGUCUCCUGCAAGCACUGGUCUAAAAUUGAUGAAUGGCCCACCAAUGCAGAUGUACUUGGGUUGGGUUUCAUGCAGGUGCCAUGGACAAUUCUGUAUUGUAUCUCAAGGACAUAUAUUGUAGUUGGGGUACAGGACCUAUAAACCCUGGCUUGCACUGAGGUAUGGGAUCCAAAAGACAACACAGAUGUCCCCCACUUUUACAAAGUUGGAGCGUUCCUAUGAAACCAUUCAUAUGGCGUAAAGCGAAGAACCAUUAAUUUAUAUGGGAAAAUUUUUCUU